Messenger RNA from Dioscorea cayenensis subsp. rotundata (Guinea yam), 3903 nucleotides. RefSeq names its product structural maintenance of chromosomes protein 4. Bases 40 to 3723 code for a protein of 1227 amino acids. The transcript is spliced from 28 exons. The record is from RefSeq and is a predicted model, not a curated record. Gene Ontology annotation, cellular component: chromosome. NCBI's taxonomy places the organism in Eukaryota, Viridiplantae, Streptophyta, Magnoliopsida, Dioscoreales, Dioscoreaceae. Gene Ontology annotation, molecular function: ATP binding; protein binding; ATP hydrolysis activity. Gene Ontology annotation, biological process: mitotic chromosome condensation.
CCUUCAUUCUCUACUUUCACUGCUGCGAGCUUCACGGAGAUGCCAAUGGCGGCGACGGAGGCCGGGUCCGGGAAGCCGCGGCUUGUCAUCACCGAGAUGGUGCUGCGGAACUUCAAGUCCUACGCCGGGGAGCAGCGGAUCGGCCCUUUCCACAAGAGCUUUUCGGCAGUUGUUGGUCCGAAUGGCAGCGGAAAAAGCAAUGUUAUUGAUGCAAUGCUCUUUGUGUUUGGGAAGCGUGCGAAACAGAUGCGACUGAACAAAGUGUCUGAGUUAAUACACAAUUCUAGCAAUCACCAGAACUUGGAAAGUGCAGGAGUUUCAGUUUACUUCCAAGAGAUCAUUGAUAAGGAGGAUGGAACUAUUGAACCUGUUGAGGGUAGUGAUUUUGUUAUCACUAGAGUUGCCUUCAGGGACAAUUCUUCAAAGUACUAUAUCAAUGACCGUGGAAGUAAUUUCACUGAGGUCACAAAGAAAUUGAAGGGGAAAGGUGUAGAUCUGGACAACAAUCGGUUUCUUAUUCUUCAGGGUGAAGUUGAGCAGAUUUCACUAAUGAAACCCAAAGCCCAAGGACCACAUGAUGAAGGGUUUUUAGAAUACCUUGAAGAUAUUAUUGGAACAGAUCAAUAUGUAGAAAAAAUUGAGGAAGCAUACAAACAGCUUGAGAUCCUGAAUGAAAAGCGCUCUGGUGUAGUGCAAAUGGUUAAACUGUCUGAAAAGGAAAGGGACAGCUUGGAGAGUAUUAAAAAUGAAGCGGAAGCUUAUAUGUUGAAAGAAUUGAUUCUAUUGAAAUGGCAAGAGAAAGCAGCAAACUUGGCAUCUGAUGAUGCUACUUCUCAUGUUAUUGAGUUGCAAGACAGCAUUUCAAAUCUUGAAGGAGAUCUUUCAAACAAAAGAGAGAAAAUUCAGCAAAAUUCUGAAACUCUGAAGGAACUUGAGGCUGUGCACCAGACAUACUUGAAACAACAUGAGGAACUUGACACUGAUCUGAGAACAUGCAAGGAGCAAUUUAAAGAGUUUGAGAGGCAGGAUGUGAAAUACCGUGAAGAUUUCAAGCACCUGAAGCAAAAAAUCAAGAAGUUGGAAGACAAGCUUGAGAAGGACUCAACCAAAAUUGAUGAAGUUAGUAAAGAGAAUGAGGCGUCAUCAAAUCUGAUUCCAAAGCUUGAGGAAGAAUUACCAAAACUUCAACAACUCCUCCUCGAUGAGGAGAAAAUCUUGGAGCAAAUUCAAGAGAGUUCUCGAGAUGAAACAGAGAGGUAUCAUGCUGAGCUUGUUAAAGUUCGAGAAGAGUUAGAACCUUGGGAAACUCAACUGAUUGAACACAAAGGAAAACUUGAUGUUGCAGUUGCUGAAAGUAAUAUGUUGAAGGAGAAGCAUAAUGCUAGUCGAGCAGCUUAUGAUGAUGCACAACAACAGAUGAAGGAUAUAAUGGACAAACUAAAAAAUAAGCAUGAAGAUGUGUCUGGAAUUCAAACUAAAUUGGAGAAAAAUAAAUUUGAAUCAUUGGAAGCCCAUAAGUUGGAACAGGAAUGUGUGAAGAAGCAAGAGUCUCUCCUCCCUCUUGAACAGGCAGCUAGACAAAAAGUGGUAGAAUUUAAGUCUAUGAUGGAAUCAGAAAAGAGUCAAGGAGCUGUCUUAAAGGCCAUACUGCAAGCUAAAGAAUCAAAGGAAAUAGAUGGAAUUUAUGGUCGGCUGGGGGAUCUUGGUGCAAUUGAUGCCAAAUAUGAUGUUGCCAUAUCUACUGCAUGUGCUGGACUUGAUUACAUUGUGGUUGAGACUACAGCUUCUGCCCAAGCAUGUGUUGAGUUACUUAGAAGGAAGAAUCUUGGUGUUGCAACUUUCAUGAUACUGGAAAAACAAUUAGAUCAUAAACAUAAGAUGAAGGAGAAAGUUAUAACUCCUGAAGGUGUUCCCCGCCUAUUUGAUCUGGUCACCAUGAAGGAUGAACAGUUGAAGUUAGCAUUUUUUGCUGCAUUAGGGAACACAGUUGUGGCAAAAGACCUUGAUCAGGCUACUAGGAUUGCGUAUGGCAGGGACAAAGAAUUCCGCCGAGUGGUAACUUUGGAUGGUUCACUCUUUGAGAAAUCAGGUACAAUGAGUGGCGGUGGGAGCAAACCGCGUGGUGGUAAGAUGGGCACAUCAAUCAGGGCAAGUGUUUCAGCAGAAGCUAUUGCCAAUGCUGAGAAAGAGCUUACUGACUUGGUUGAUGAGCUGGCUACAUUGCGCCAAAAGAUUGCUGAUGCUUCAAGACGUAGUCAAGCGUACAAAAAAGAGGAAGCCUGUUUUGAAAUGGAAUUAGCCAAAAGCCAGAAGGAGAUAGACAGCCUGAGUGCACAGUACAGUUACAUAGAAAAGCAACUGGGUUCUUUGAAGACUGCCUCACAACCGAAAACUGAUGAGGUGAACAGGUUGAAGGAGCUUGAUCAAAUUAUGAUCACGGAAGAACAAGAACUUGAAAAACUCACUAGAUGUUCUGGCAAACUAAAAGAGAGAGCUUCUGAACUUCAAAAUAUGAUAGAAAAUGCUGGUGGUGAAAGAUUAAAAAGUCAAAAACUGAGAGUCACCAAAAUUCAAUCUGACAUAGAUAAAACUAGCACAGACAUCAACCGGCACAAAGUUAAGAUUGUCACUGGUCAGAAGGUGUUGAAGAAGCUGACUAAAGGAAUUGAAGAGUCAAAGAAGGAGAGGGAAAAGCUCAUGGAUGAGAAGGAGAAUAUGGCGGCCACUUUUAAAGAGAUAGAACAAAAGGCAUUCUUAGUUCAAGAAAAUUACAAGAAAACCCAAGAGCUUAUUGAUAAGCAUAAGGAUGUACUUGAUGAAACAAAAGGAGAAUAUUACAAACUAAAGAAAAUGAUGGAUGAACUGCGAGCUGCUGAGGUGGAUGCUGAUUACAAAUUGAAAGACAUGAAGAAGCUUACUAAGGACUGGGAAAUGAAAGGGAAGGCAUUCAGGAAAAGGGUUGAUGACAUACAUAUAAAUCUCAGUAACCAUAUGAACCAAAUUCGGAAAGAUGCAGUUGAUCCUGAAAAAGUUAAAGCUGCAUUGGAGGAUGACUCACUGAACAAUGUAUGUGACUUGAAAAGAGCAACAGAAAUGGUAGCAUUACUUGAGGCUCAGCUUAAAGACAUGAAUCCAAAUUUGGACGCAAUUGCAGAAUAUCAGAAAAAAUCACAUUCUUACACGGAGCGUGUGGAAGAACUCAAUGUGAUAACACAGGAGCGUGAUGAUCUAAAAAGGCAAUAUGAUGGGUGGAGGAAGAAAAGAUUGGAUGAGUUCAUGGCUGGAUUCAAUGUUAUAUCUCUAAAGCUGAAGGAAAUGUAUCAGAUGAUUACUCUUGGAGGUGAUGCAGAACUAGAACUUGUUGAUUCUUUGGAUCCUUUUUCUGAGGGGGUGGUUUUCAGUGUCAGGCCUCCGAAGAAGAGCUGGAAGAAUAUUGCCAACCUAUCUGGUGGAGAGAAGACACUGAGUUCUUUAGCCCUGGUAUUCGCACUCCAUCACUACAAGCCCACUCCACUCUAUGUGAUGGAUGAAAUAGAUGCUGCAUUGGACUUCAAGAAUGUUUCCAUUGUUGGUCACUAUGUGAAAGAUCGAACAAAAGACGCUCAGUUUAUAAUUAUUAGCUUGAGGAAUAAUAUGUUUGAACUGGCCGAUCGACUCGUUGGCAUCUACAAGACAGACAAUUGCACAAAGAGCAUCACUAUAAAUCCUGGGAGUUUUGUAUAGAUUGAUUCAGAUAAAGAUUGAUCAUGGAACAACGACAUGACGCUAAUUGUGAGUUGUCUAAUACUAAUCCAUCUUUUGAUGUCCGGUAGUAAACUUAAUUACCUGACAUUGUUGUGUAAAUGACUUAUUAUCAUAUUAUGAAAGGAUUGUAGAUACUUGUAAUGUGUAAUGGCUUUCUCA